CCCAAACUUAAUCUUGUAUAUUUUGUUACCGAGUGUGUUCACAUAAACAUUAGCCUGUUUUCACCGACUUUUUCCGGUCUUUGUGCUGUUCCUCACUGAACGCUUCAGUCAUCAGAUAGGAAACAGGUGUGCCUUUCCAGUUAGCACGUUUUAACCCGGCUUUGAGCCUCAGCCACUCAGAGCAGACAACCGGGACUCUCAUUAGCUACUUCAGAUCACCUGGUUGGGUUCAGCAUGGCUGUCUGGUUGUUUUGUUUUUUCGUCUGUGCUUCGGUCGGUGGCUUUGUAACCGCCGAACAAGUGAUGACCGGUGAGCCGCGCCGAGUGCCGGUGAGCAGCGCCAGGGUUUUGUCGGCAGCGCGGUUCGCCGUGGCUGAAUUCAACAGAGCCAACGCCGAAGACACGUUUGCAUACAAACUUGUGAACAUAACAUCGGCCAAAAUUCAGGUGGUCGCGGGGAUAAACUACAUCCUGGACGUGCAGCUGGGUGGGUCAGUGUGCAAGACGAGCGACAUGGAUGACCGCGAACCAUGUGCUUACUUUGAACCCAAGGAACUUCAGUGCCACUUCAUCGUGACUGAAAUCUCUUGGGAAGAUUCGCGUGUACUCACUCAAUAUAAGUGUCACCCACGUACUUGCUGAGUUAUAUUCUGUUGUUGCCAAGUAAAGUUAAUCACGAAGCAGUG
Molecule: messenger RNA, 686 nt
Organism: Scatophagus argus
Lineage: Eukaryota; Metazoa; Chordata; Actinopteri; Scatophagidae
Product: cystatin-SA-like
Exons: 3
Coding region: 235-642 (135 amino acids)
Molecular function (GO): cysteine-type endopeptidase inhibitor activity
Source: RefSeq, a predicted model, not a curated record